AUGUCUUCAUACGAGUUUCAAGUUAUCAUAUUGGCAGUGGACAAUACAAGUGCUAAGCUUGGUCCAAUCGAUGAGAACCUGCCACAUGUCAUGUUGCCUGUCGCAAACAGACCAAUACUAUCCUAUCAAUUGGAGAUGUUGGAGAGAUCUGGUUUCAAGUCCGUAUUGAUUGUCACACAGGAUUAUGCACAGAAUAGAAUAGCAGCUUAUGUCAACCAGGUGUAUAAGGAUCAGAACCAAGGCAAGUUGGAAGUAGAGUUCUUCGUGCUCAAGGAUCAGAAUCAGAUUGGUACCUGCGAGAUACUCUACCGCAUAAGAGAGAAGAUUAGAACCAACUUCAUGGUGAUCACUGGUAACCUUAUUGCAGACGAAGGAUUCAUUAGACAGAUGGCUGAUCUGCAUAGAGGAAACGACUCUUCAUUGACAAUGAUGUUGUAUCCAAAGAAGGUAGCAACCACAGAAGUCAAGGAGACGACUGACUCAACCUAUGUCGACUACAUCGUCCUCGACGAGAAGACCAACAGAAUCCUUCAGAUGGAGCCUGCCACAGACAUUGAGGAUGCAGUUCUUGUGUCCAAACAGAUGUUGCGUCACUUCCCCAACAUUGUGGUCAACAACAACUUGCAAGACGCUCAGUUCUACGUCUUUUCGAGAUGGGUCAUCGACCUGAUCAUUGAGGAGCAAAAGACCAAGAACAUUCCAAUCACUAGUAUCAAGAAGCAAUUGAUUCCACUGCUCUUGCAGUGUCAGAUUCCUGGUCAUGGCAAGAAGUUACCAGCCACAUCAGUCAACCGCACUCAGGAUCUGGCGCUGUCGAUGUCGACGUCGGCCACGCCCUUCAACCCAUCUUAUCACAUCAACCAGAAUACCCAAGACACCAUCAAGUGUCUCACCUACCUAACCAACGGCUACUCGAUCAACAUCAACACCAUUCAAAACUAUACUCAAGCUAAUCGCGAUGUGGCCUCUGGACAGACUUCAUACAAGCCAUACGAGGCACCAGGCAAGAAUAACUAUAUCGAUGUCAAGGCACAGGUUGCUCCAACCUCAGUCGGUGCCGAUUGUGUCAUUGGAACAGAGUCGAUCCUUGGACCAAAGUGCAGUGUCAAGAAGUCAAUCAUUGGAAAGCAUUGCAAGUUUGGUCAGAGCGUAAGAAUAGAGAAUGCAAUCAUCAUGGACUACGUCACAAUUGAGGAUCAUUGUGGAAUCAGUGGAUCAAUCAUUGGAAACAACGUCUACAUUAAAACCAAGAGUGUCAAGGAUAGCCAGAUCGCAAGUGGUUUCACAGUCUCCAAAGGUAAUGCCCUCAUCACCCACCUCCUCUCAUCCAUACUUACUUACUUUCCAACUCAACUCAAAUCAACAGAUCUCAAGAGCAAGCAGAUAAGCAACCAGUUGGAUUAA
Acytostelium subglobosum LB1 is the source of this 1404-nucleotide messenger RNA. RefSeq lists its product as hypothetical. Gene Ontology annotation, biological process: biosynthetic process; cytoplasmic translational initiation. The transcript has 5 exons. The coding region runs from base 1 to 1404 and encodes 467 amino acids. NCBI's taxonomy places the organism in Eukaryota, Evosea, Eumycetozoa, Acytosteliales, Acytosteliaceae. Gene Ontology annotation, molecular function: guanyl-nucleotide exchange factor activity; translation initiation factor activity. Gene Ontology annotation, cellular component: guanyl-nucleotide exchange factor complex; eukaryotic translation initiation factor 2B complex. The record is from RefSeq and is a predicted model, not a curated record.